GCCGCAUUGCCACGUGCGUCCGUGCGUGUCGAAAACGCCCGGAGCAGGACAAGUUGCUAUUCGCUGUCAUGGGAUUAUCAAGCAGGCUGCUGAAGAAGCUGCGUGAUUACGGUGACAGUUUUCUGGAUGACGGGGACGGAACCACCCGGUCAGACGCAUUGAAGCAUGACCACAAAAAGUCGAGGCGCUCUGUAGCAGAUCAGCGUAGAAAGUGCACCUCUGCACCGACGAAGCUUACUGAGAUAGAGCGCAUGCGAAUGGAACUCGGCCUUGACGAGGCCUGCAACAAACCAGCUGACGACGCACAGCCAGAGCCAGUUUGCGAAGAUCGACGAGUGGCUCCGACCAUAAUAUUCAACGAUCCAACCAAGCGCAAGGCAAAGAAACGGCAGCUUGAAGAAAAAAACACUUGCAAUGAGAUGCCACAGGAAGUAAAUGAAAUAAGCUUCAAGAAAGCAAGGCAUGAUGUGCUGAAGUUUGGCAUAAAAGGCUUAGACAAACCCAAACAAGAAGAAGCCAAGAUUUCACUGGCUGUGCAGCUUGGAGCCAAGCCACCCAAAAACAGAUACUUGAAUUACAAGGAGCUUGUUAAUGACAGAAAGGAGAAAAAAGUGAAGGAAAGAGAAGAAAGAAUUAUGAAUGCAAAAAUGGGUCUUAAGCCUAAAAGGCAGGGAAAUCUUAGGCAAAGGAAACCAAGCCAUGUACAACAUGAAGGUGUCCACCAUGUGAGUAAAGACCUGAUAUCGAAGAUAAAGCAGAAGAAAGGAAAGUGAGCAAGUGUGUGAAUCCUGUUGGAAAUGGAAGACUAUGAAGGUCACGCACUACGUGGCUACAAUCAUCAUUAGGAUCAGUGUGGGCAUUAGUAGGGAAGAGGAAGGCAGACGUGUCAUCCGUCUCUGUCAUAUACAUUUGGUGCCGAAACUCUCCACUUCACUACCUGAGGCAGAAGCAGCGUUCUCACUUUUGUUUCUAGGCAACCAUCUCCUUGUUUUGUCACACCCUUGUCUAGUUCCUCAAAGUUGUGUGAAACAAAGUCUUGACGUUCAGGCUGUGCAUCCAAUGUCAAGUACAGGACAGGAAACAUGGUAGGACUGCUCUCUCCACCGACCAGCCGAUUGAAUUGGUCGUUGUUGAUGGUUGGUAAGCUGCCGACAGGUUCUUUUGCACUCAUCAUCAGCUGGCCUAUGACAGCAACAUGUUCAUCCUCUUCAACCUUAUCGUAUAAACCACAGCCUCCACCAUUUAUUUUACCUCCUUCUGCUCUUUCAAUAUUGUCAAUCCUUUGAUCUUCUAUCAGUUCUUCAUCUCACUUCAGGGUACUUCCACAAUGCUCAAAUGGCUGUUCCUCUUCUGUAGAAUUAACAGCGUGACAUGUUUGCUCCAGAGAAUUUCUCACUCGCGUCAUUGUCACGUUAUCACCACAAAAAGAGUCUCAAGUCACUGAAUUAUGAUGUGGUAGGUCCACACUUCUGCAGGGAGAUUAUGUGUAGUUUAUUGCUUGAACCUCGACACAAUUGUUUUGACUCGCAGACUUUACUCUUUUGUGGUUGGAAUCUGUGCCUUCCAAGCAUUUAAUGUCUCUUUCCAUGCCUUAAAGCGGCCCUAAAACACUUUCAAGUAACCAUGGAAUGAGUUCACUGGAAAAGCUUAUUGUUUCACAAAUUCAGCACCCCCAAAAUUUUAAGAAUCCGUACAGUGUGAGUGAAGUUACAAAGAUUUGUCGCAUGCUGCAAUCGCAUUUUGCUUCUUUCGUCCCGACAAAAGCAUUGGAAGCUAAGCAGGGAGGUGUGGCAGGGGAAAAUACAUCACGUGCACAUUGGGACCUUGAGCACUUUUUCUUUUUUUUUUUCUUCGAAUGCGGCUUUGUCAGUGUGAUCGCGCGCACGCAUGGACAAGUCGCAGCCUCCCACGGAGAUCUCUGUAACAACAGGGCGCGCCAUGUUCAAAUCGGUCAAUGGCUGAUAGAUGGCUUUCUGCAAGUGAUUUUUGAGCGUCUUCCGUCAUUUGUCAAGAGAAGAGAAAGCAAUUUUUAGCUGACUUGGAUAAUUUAUUGUGAAUUCCAGGCCGCUUGCUGCACUAUAACUUUUGGCUCGCAUGUUCUCGGGAGCCUCUACUACCGAUUGGCUGAGUUUUCUGACCAUGUUAAAAAAGUUUUGCAGGGCCCCUUUAAGAAAAGGUAAAGUAAGGUAAAGUCAUUAGCUUUUUUAUGGAAACCAACUUUGUUGUGGUAUUCACGGUCAUUUCUGACGUUAAAAAGCGGUUGAUAGCUCGUGUCAUUUAGGUGAAGAGACUGUUCGUGUUGGAACAAAAAAUACUGCCCACCCUCACUUGCACAUUCUACCUUCUUAAGGUAGUUUGCAGCAUCCCCGAGCUCCUGGACAACUGCCUCAGUUACGUUGAGGAUCUCCUUGUCUAACUGGCGGAGCUCAGCUUCUUUAGUCAUCAAAAUGGUGACUCGCCUGUUGACCUUACAUGCCUCAGUGUCAAGGUCUUGCAGUAAUCCAGUCAGGAGCAUAAUAUUGCAUGAGACACUGGCCCUGACAGUUCCCCGCACCUUUUGAAGAUGCUGGGCCGAAGUCAUCGUUAUUCCGAAAUGACCACUCUUGGGUUUUGGCACCAAAUAUAAGCAACGGGGGCCCAGAGUCAUAGAACUGGGAGACGAUGUUUACUCCAUAAGGGCCGACUUUGAAAUCCUAGCAAUGUUCUCUUCAUUCUCUUUGUCUCUCACACCUCCCCCCAAGCCUAUGCCCUACUUCUUUAUUUUCAACACAUCCAAUAAAUAAAAGUUUAUUUGUACAACUGGCAUAGAAAUCAAAUUACUUGGGCUUAAAGUGGUCCAGGACAUUCGUUGAGCUCCUGUUCUUCAGUUUUUUCAUCUCAGCCUUCUUCUCUUGCGAGAUCCACUUCACGUGUUCGUGCAUAGCAAAAAGACUCUGUACACACCACACUUAUAACGUAUGACAUUAAACUCUGCUUGUCAGAUGUGUG
This is a messenger RNA of Rhipicephalus microplus (southern cattle tick), 2988 nucleotides long. RefSeq lists its product as uncharacterized. Lineage: Eukaryota; Metazoa; Arthropoda; Arachnida; Ixodida; Ixodidae. The record is from RefSeq and is a predicted model, not a curated record.